Molecule: messenger RNA, 1957 nt
Organism: Paramacrobiotus metropolitanus
Lineage: Eukaryota; Metazoa; Tardigrada; Eutardigrada; Parachela; Macrobiotidae
Exons: 1
Coding region: 252-1793 (513 amino acids)
Source: RefSeq, a predicted model, not a curated record
GUAAGUACUGUACUGUACUAAAUGCGGAACAAGAUGUGCUAACUUGGCUACAUUAUGGGUGAACAAAGCGGGGAAAGUUUUCCAGUGCGCCUGUUAAGUUGAAAAACCUAGGUAGUAGUUAAUAAGCUACGGUACCUCGCUUGAAAUACGGUACCUCGCUUUUCUUGACGAUUUUGAGCGGCUGCAGUAAGACUGAGGAUAUCGUUGGUAGUAUUCUAAAGAUUGACUCGACCCAGAUAUAAAGCAUAUACAUGAGCAGCACGCGUUACUACGAAGGAAGGGACAAGAAAAUUUACACUGCCGAUCAAUGGGACCAUAACCCCAAGGAGAAGAAAAAACAUCUCCACCUCUAUUAUGUUCGUCACGGUCCAUACGAACGACGAGUGCAACCGGAUUAUAGCUCUUCAGGAAUCGAGUCUUGGUCUAGGUGGACUCGUCUCAAGCAUGCAGCUUUUGACUUGUAUGUAGGCUCGCCACUGCACCGUUUUGUGGAGCACGUCAAAGCUGAUUGCUUGCCACUUCCCUCGCCAACUUAUCAGUUAAAACCUGCUAUCAUCACGUUAGAUUUGGAUCGGCGAUCGGCGUCUGCGCAAUUUGCGUCCUUUUAUGACGAAAUCUUCGCUGCCUUUUUCAGUGUUCGCCAUGAAACUGACACUGAAAAUCUUUCUUACUAUAUUUCCAGCGCAGACAUCAUCAUUCUAAAUAAAGCAGCGCUGAAAUCGACAAACCUUGUCUUUUCUGAGCGCUUCGAAGCCUUCGUCGGUCAGAGCGCGGAUGCCGUUAUAAUCGUUACGGAGAGUAUUGCUCUGGUAUCCGAUAAGGUGGGACAGGUAUUCCGUAACCUUUAUGCCACAACGUGCUUGCAGAAUGUUCCUCUUAUUGUUCUCUUAGUGAGUCCGUUAGCCGAAGCGCACGACUACAACUGGCAGGACCGGAUCGCAUCUUCUGAGCAUUUAUUACUGCGCGAGAAUCUUCUGCAGUUCAACAGUCUGAACAUUCCCCACAAAAUUUUUUUUGUUCGUUCGACUCAUGUCACAGAAGAUGUGGAGCACGCGUUGUUCUGGUUAUGGCGAAAGAGUGGGGUUCGUGAUCGGAAAAAGAUCGUUCCGAUUAGUACAUCCGUCACGAAGAAGCGCCAGCCCAACGUCAUUGACUACAAAAGGAAGGCAUCGAUACUGGUUACAUCGAAAUCUUUAGCGGAGGCUAUGCUCCAGAAGAAAAGAAAGGUCAGGUUCGAUCCUGUUCCUCUGGAUAUGGAACGACGAAUCUGGUCUUCAGAAUCUGUCGAUGCCGUAAAUCAGCGAUGUUUAUUUGGGCGACACGGUAGAAAUUUCCGGCAAAGCAAUUUAAUCACUAUUCGGCCGAGUCAUUCACUGAGCAAUACGGCGCUACGAGAAGUCGAGUACGGAUAUCCGGAAUUGUACAAGGAACUCCUUCAGUUGCGUGUAAAAUAUCAUGGAAAGAAAGUUGCUACCGCGGAAAAUUUCGCGGCAGCGAUUAGCACAACUUCGUUUGUGAUGGAUGGUACAGUAAGUCACCCGGUGUCGGUCAGCACUCCGUUUAUUACGCCACCGGUGGUGGAAAGUGCUGAGCAAAAGAAGUUGAGGGAAAAAUUCAUCAAGGAGGAAGGAAAAUAUUUGGAACUAAAAGUUCACCAAAGAAAACUGGAAGAAGACCAGAAGGUUCUACGCAUGAAACUGGAUUUGCUGUUGGAAAAACUGAAAGAAGCAAACAGUAAACUGUUGCAAACGAUGCCUCAUCCACCCAGUUUAGGUGAUUACGACGAGAUGUGAUGGCGUAACAGCUAAAUCUGACCUUGCAGUCAAUGGAAUAAGCCACGUUCUUUCUGAUGGGUGAAAAAAGAACUGACUCUCUGCAGUAUGAUCCAGUUUUUGUGAAUUAAACUGUGAAAGUAAUAACAGAUGACAGAAGUAAAAUUAAAAUGAUGGAAUACUUA